AGUGAGGAAAGGGUUCUGAGAGCCUUGGAAGUGAUAUUCGUGAUCACCGCGAAAUUCUCUAUCGAAUGGUGUAUGAAGUGUCGAAAAAUAAAUUUCACUGCAAGGCUGCCCUGGGUGCAUCUUACUUUCAACCUUUUUAAAAAGAUUCAACUUUUUAGUGAUAUUUUGUAUUUCUCGCAUUCUCAAAAAACAUCCAGCCAAAUCUGUUCGUUCACGUAUUGCUUGAAAGAGGAGAACCAGCACAAUACAUCCAUGCUAAUAUGUUUAGUCAGUCUUCUUCUUCUCACAGAAAUGUGAUUUUCCAGUGAUACAAAACAAAAUUUGUCGUACAUAGAGCAACAAAGAAGUGAGUUUACAUCGCAGAAAUAGCGAACUUUUUCAUAAAAUAUGACACCGUUGAAUUCGUAGUAAUUGGGGUCGUCUCAUAUAUGUUGUUAAUGAUGGCAACGAUUGUAACAUUGAUUUAAAAUAUUUAUGUAUUAGAGUACGUGUGUCAAUCUUUAUCGCACUACUUUCAUCUUGUCUACGAUUAACAUUAUCUAUAUCUAAUAAAACUUUUGGUAUUAACUAAUCAUCGUCUUUGUCUGGACACAGACAUGACUUACUCAUCAUCAUCGUCAUCAUCGAUUAGACGCUAAUGGGGAGUAGGUUAGAAGCGUACGUUUGUUUGUUUCUUCUGCUUCCUUUUUCUUGUUUAUUUCUUUUGUACAUGUGUAAUUAAUCGAGCGAAGAAAAGUAGUAAUGUAAUAAGAAUAGUACAAAUUACACUAAGGGAAAACAUAUUAUAUUGAAAAAUACAAGAACAAAAAUGACUCAUUAUCUCAGCAGCAGCAUCCUUGUUCUUCUAUGUUUCAAUCUACUACUGCUAAUAUUAUCAACAAAUGGACAAUGUACUUUCGGUAUGAUUGUAUAUUUUAAAUACGAACAUUCCAGAACACGUUAAAAGAGAGGUUUCGCGGCAAAAUAUCGAGUAUAGUCAAAACAAACCUAAUUCCUUUUUAUUUAACUCAUCGGAAUCUGCGCAUCAAACUUAUUUUUCUACUUUAGAGUUUCUGUAUAUAAUGCAGAACAUUUAACUCAAAAAUAAAAAAAAUUUAUAAAAGAGUCUAAAAAAAGACGGGUUACCUUUAAUUUUCUCUCACGGUACGCAACAGAAUUUGAUAAUAUAUACACCACUAGAUAGCGGAAAUCUUCCUCUACAAACCCACAUAUAUCCCGUUUUGUGGUCAAAACAUCAUAGUCGCCUGUCAUGGACAGACUUAAGCAAUAGUGCAUCCCUUUUAAAAUCUGUUGCUGAUUCUAAUGCUGAUUCCAUUUCAAAGAAAAAAUCCUUGUAGAAAAAGAACAAAAAUCUGCGAAAUAUCUUCAUCCAUAAAAGCUAGUAGAAGGAAAUCUGCACGACUAAUGAAAGAAGAGACUUAGAUAUAGAUAGAUUCUGUAAGCGUAGAAUAGACUAGUAUAUGUGCGACUGCAACAGAACUUUUUUGAUGUUUUUUGAUCCCAGUACUUGCGUGAUGUCUGUCCUAAUAUGAAAAAUAACCUUUGAGAAGUGGUAUACAUCAAGAUAGUUCAGUAGUUCUACCGUUUUAAAAUGCAGUCGAUAGCACACACACUUUCUUUCGUUUUUAGGACUUACCUGUAAUUCAGAUAGCAUAGUGGGAACAUCAUGGUGCUGUCCUUGUAAGUGGAUUUUUACUUUUCUCUGCAUUUUUAUAUUACCGUUAUAUUUAUUACUUAUAGUCGACAAACCAUGUGGGUCAUCUUACUUAACAUGUUUAGAAGCUCUGCGGCCACUAGUACCGCUACUACCAAGAUUUACAACCGGAAAUAAUAUAUAUCAAAUUGUUUCACCUAUUUUUGGUAUACUAGUUGUCUUAUGUUUAAUAGUUUCUUGUUGUUUACGAUGUAGACGUGUUCGUAAUAGAACUUCGAAUUCUACAACAACGGUACCACCGGUGUCAGCAGAAGUGAUUGAAAUGCAUUCAGCUCAGAACCCUGCAACAACUACUCUCCCACCACCACCACAGUCACCAAUGCCAUGGCCCAAAUCAUUACCACCAACGUACGAUGAAUUUAUGGCAGAUGAAGCACCAAAGGAAGACAAUACUGGUAACGAUCACAUGGCACUUGAUAGAUAUUGA
Didymodactylos carnosus is the source of this 2141-nucleotide messenger RNA. The record is from the annotation of a GenBank genome assembly. Lineage: Eukaryota; Metazoa; Rotifera; Eurotatoria; Philodinida; Philodinidae.